Molecule: messenger RNA, 1200 nt
Organism: Gryllus bimaculatus (two-spotted cricket)
Lineage: Eukaryota; Metazoa; Arthropoda; Insecta; Orthoptera; Gryllidae
Source: the annotation of a GenBank genome assembly
CUUGGAAAUGCUGACCUUGUGUUGAAUCGUAAAGUUGGAAUUUUUAUCACUAUAAAUCCAAUCCAUUCAGAUUGUAAUGAAUUGCUCGAAUCAGUAAAAGUUCACUUCCGACCAGUGGUAAUGGCUUCUCCUAACAUGGAGCUCAUUUGUCAAGUGAAUUUAAUCUGUGAAGGAUAUAGUAAAGCAAAGAUUCUCGCCAAGAAAAUAACAGUAUUGUACAAAUUAGCUAGAGAACAAUUAUCUCAACAACUUCAUUAUGACUUCGGCUUGCGAGCACUUACAUCUUUCUUAGCUAACACUAGGGAUCUCAAACGAUGUUACCCUGAGAAAGAAGAAGAAGUCUUGCUUACACAAACUCUCAUGGAGAUAACAGUUCCUCAAUUAGUAUCAGAAGAUGUAUCUGCGUUCCUUCGAAUGAUUGGAGAUGUAUUUCUUGAGCUGAAUGAACUAGACUUAUUUCAUGCAACUAAUGUUCAGUUGAUGGAAGCAGUGGAACAAGCAUUGGUUGACAAGCAUUAUCAGGUACUACCUAUGCAGGUUAACAAAAUCAUGCAACUUAAUGACAUUAUUAAAGUAAGACACUCUACAAUGGUCAUAGGGCCUACUGGAAGUGGAAAAUCUGUCACUAUAAAAAUAUUGUCCACAGUACAAACUAAAAUGGGAUUUCCCACCAAAUUGUUUCAGUUGAACCCAAAGGCAUAUUCCAUUAGUGAACUAUUUGGAGUGUGGAAUCCCAACACCUAUGAAUGGUCAGAUGGAUUGUUCUCAUCAAUAUUUCGCAAUAUCAACCAGUCUUCUGAGAAGAAAGGAUUAUGUUUUAUAGUCUUUGAUGGUGAUGUAGAUGCCUUGUGGACUGAAACUUUGAAUUCAGUUAUGGAUGACAAUAAACUGCUCACAUUAGUUAAUGGUGAUCACAUUACAUUGCAGCAUCACUGUGGUUUACUCUUUGAGGUGGGGGACCUUCAUCAUGCUUCUCCUGCUACUAUAUCACGUUUAGGGAUGGUGUACAUGAAUUACAAAGACCUUGGCUUUUCACCCUACUGGGAACGUUGGGUGUCAAUGAGGGAAGGUCAAGAGAAAAUAAAGUUUCAGUCUCUCUAUCAGAAAUACAUUCCUGAAACUAUGGAAUAUAUACUAACAUUUAAGGAUGAAAUAAAGCUGAUUCCUCAGACAUCACUGAAUAUGGUAACCUCAGACUAA